Molecule: messenger RNA, 1088 nt
Organism: Trifolium pratense (red clover)
Lineage: Eukaryota; Viridiplantae; Streptophyta; Magnoliopsida; Fabales; Fabaceae
Product: 7-deoxyloganetic acid glucosyltransferase-like
Molecular function (GO): UDP-glycosyltransferase activity
Source: RefSeq, a predicted model, not a curated record
GUCAGUACCAUAGAAUAGGAGCAGAAUACAAAGUACCACAAAGUAUCAGAGAGUAUCAGAGCAUAGAAAACGUGUCAGGUAUUAUUGGUGUGUUUGUAUCGUAUCUGAUGUCUUGUGUAUGUGCUUCAUAGAUGCAAAUAAUGAGUUAUAUGAGUGUUCUACUUGUUUAAUUUAUAGGAGAUGAGGACAUGGAUCGUAUGAUAAGAAACGUGCCAAGUAUGGAAAACUUGCUUCGAUGUAGAGAUCUUCCAAGUUUCAAAAGAAUAUCCAAAGAAAACGAUCAUAUUGCUUUAGACCAUUUUGUAUUUCAAACCCAACAAUCACUUAAAGCAAAUGCGUUGAUACUCAACACAUUUGAGGAUCUAGAAGCUCCAAUCCUCUCCCAAAUUCGUCUCCACUUCCCCAAACUCAUUAUCUACACUCUUGGCCCUCUUCGCCACCACCUCUAUACCACAAAAAAAACAUCAUCAUCAUUAUCAUUCUUCAAAGCGGAUAGAACAUGCAUGACCUGGCUCGAAUCUCAACCGUUGAAAUCAGUUGUAUAUGUUAACUUUGGUAGCAUCGCAUCAAUGAAAGGAGAAGAAAUCAUUGAGAUAUGGCAUGGUUUAUUGAAUAGUAAAAAACAGUUUUUGUGGGUGAUUAGGCCAAACAUGGUACAAGAAAAAGGACUAUUAAAGGAGCUUGAGAAAGGGACUAAUAAGGAACAAGGGUUGAUUGUGGGUUGGGUUCCACAAGAAGAAGUAUUGUCGCAUAAGGCAAUUGGUGCUUUUUUGACACAUAGUGGAUGGAACUCCACUUUGGAGAGUUUGGUUUGUGGUGUGCCUAUGAUUUGUUGGCCUUAUUUUUCAGAUCAACAAAUUAAUAGUAGGUUUGUGAGUGAGGUUUGGAAAAUUGGGUUGGAUAUGAAAGAUGUUUGUGAUAGGAAGGUUGCGGAGAAUAUGGUGAAUGAUGUUAUGGUGAAUAGGAAGUAAGAGUUUCUAAAAUCAGUGGAAAUUGCUAAGUUGGCUACCAAGAGUGUGAGUUGUGAUGGUUCUUCCUACACCAACUUCCAAGAUUUGAUUGAAUAUAUAAGGUCCUCUAGCCCAUAA